CCAAUCACAGCCUUACGCUGUGAAAACAUUCCCUGCUGGUUUCAUUUUGUAAGGGGACCAGACUGAAGAAGCGUUCUGCUUCGUUGUCAUAGUGACAGGGUGCGGGAUGGCCCGUCGCGGCGGGGUGACCGGGAGCAGCAGCCGGCGUCAGAGACAAUUCCACGUGAAUGUCAGGUUGCAGGAGACCGGGGAGAGGUUCGCUGUGUCAGGGUUCAGUCUCCUUACGAAGGUGGCAGAGCUGAAGGAGAAGUUGGAACUAAUGGCGGGGAUCCCUAUCCAUCUCCAGAGGCUCUCCUAUAUAGAUGCAGGGGAUAUGCCUGAUAUUUCCACAUUUCAGUUCAAUGGAAUUGUUGCUGGAGUAACCAUUUGUAUGAACAUCUGGUUAUAUGAAGAUAUGAGUGAUCUUGUAAAGGCAGCAGCUGAAGGAAACUUAGUAAAGCUGAUACGUUUAGGGGUUACUAAAGACUCGCCAUACAGCACUGAGAAUUCCUCGCAUUUUAAUUUGUCACAGAGGUGUGAAUGGUUGGCUGCAAGAUCCAGUGUCGCUCUAUAUAUUGCCGCCCACCGCGGUCACCUGAAAAUAGUGCAAUUCCUUCUACAGGAUGGAACAAAUGUACUAGCAAAAACUCCUCUUGGAAAUAGCCCUCUCCAUGCAGCAUCAUCUAUGGGCAAAUGUGACUGCAUAGAUGUACUUUUAGCUAAUGGAGCACAAACACAGGAUGUUAAUGGACAAGGUCACACCGCACUUGACCUGGCACGAUUGUGCGCCCAGAAAAAAGUUGAACGCAGACUCUUCCUUUUUCAGUGGAGUGAGAGAGCAGCCACAGUGUCAGUCACGGCUCAUCUAGACCCUUCCGAACUUUUUGCACAUCAAAAGUUUGACUCAAAACUGAAAACUUGGAUGAAUGGGUCUCAUGGCAAACGUUACAAUGCUAAUCUUGUCCAACAUAAAUCAUUCCAUGGUUCUGACUUUAGUGCUCCCAAAAAGGCACAGGCCACAAAAACAAACAGUUGCGAAAACAAGAACCUAAAGGCUUAAACAAAGUAACAGUACUGUUGCUUUCAAGGAAUAAUGACAAGAAGUUGUACCCUGCAUAUUACAUGGUGAAUGGCAGAAAUAAUCCACAGAAUAAUGGCAGCUUUAGUUCAACAAUUUGUGCUGAGCUACAGGUUGCCGCCAUUAAACUGGUGGCGGUACUCUACAAUGGCUUUUAUCUUCACAAAUUAUAGUCUAUAUUUUAGGAAGUUUUAUUUUUUUCAUUUGAAAUGUAUCUCAAAUUUAAAAUAAAAGGAAAUAUAGUUAAAAAGGA
Messenger RNA from Pseudophryne corroboree (corroboree frog), 1310 nucleotides. It is a transcript of the gene ANKRD60, whose product is annotated as ankyrin repeat domain 60. The record is from RefSeq and is a predicted model, not a curated record. NCBI's taxonomy places the organism in Eukaryota, Metazoa, Chordata, Amphibia, Anura, Myobatrachidae. Gene Ontology annotation, molecular function: protein binding. The transcript is spliced from 4 exons. The coding region runs from base 107 to 1039 and encodes 310 amino acids.